CUUUUCACAGAGUUCUUCAAGUCGUGGUUCCUCAUUUGCUUUCUCGGUGUUCAACCUAAUGAAUGCAAUCAUGGGCAGUGGGAUACUUGGCUUAUCCUAUGCUAUGGCCAACACAGGGAUCAUGGGCUUUAGUGUCUUGCUGCUGACUGUUGCCAGCCUUGCUUCUUACUCUGUGUUUCUUCUGCUCAGUAUGUGCACUCAGACUGCUGCCACAUCUUAUGAAGACCUUGGCCUGUUUGCCUUUGGAUCAGCUGGAAAGGUCCUGGUUGCAACUACAAUAAUUAUCCAGAAUAUUGGAGCCAUGUCAUCUUAUCUGUUAAUUGUGAAGUCCGAGCUUCCUGGGGCUGUUGCAGGAUUCUUGAGUGGAGCCGAGAGCGGGUCUUGGUACCUCGAUGGGAGGCUGCUGCUGCUCAUUACUUCAGUCUGCAUUGUUUUUCCUCUUGCCCUUCUUCCUAAAAUUGGCUUUCUUGGCUACACAAGUAGUUUAUCAUUUUUCUUUACGGUGUACUUUACUCUUGUGGUUAUGAUUAAAAAAUGGUCAAUCCCUUGUCCUCUACCUCUGAGCAGUGCCAUAGAGGCUUUACAGGUUUCAAAUUCUACUGGGGAUUGUAAAGCAAAGCUCUUUCAUCUUUCAAAAGAGAGUGCUUAUGCAAUACCAACCAUGGCCUUCUCUUUUCUCUGCCAUACCUCAGUCUUACCCAUCUACUGUGAACUCCAAAGUCCAUCCAAAAGUAGAAUGCAGAAUGUAACUGUCACAGGAAUUGGCCUGAGUUUCCUAAUUUACUUUAUAUCUGCUCUGUUUGGGUACCUGACAUUUUAUGACAAAGUGGACUCUGAAUUGCUACGAGGUUACUCCAGGUACCUGCCCCAUGAUGUGGUCAUCAUGACUGUUAAAGUAGCCAUCCUGUUUGCUGUGCUCUUGACAGUCCCUCUAAUCCAUUUCCCAGCAAGGAAAGCUCUGUUGAUGGUAUUUUUCUCUCAUCUUCCCGUGUCGUGGAUUUGCCAUAUCCUUGUCACUUUAACACUGAAUACAAUUGUUGUUUUGUUUGCAAUGUACGUGCCAGACAUUAAGAAUGUGUUUGGAGUAGUUGGUUCAACCACAUCAACGUGUUUGCUUUUUGUAUAUCCUGGACUAUUUUAUCUUAAACUUAGCAGAGAGGACUUCAUAUCACCACAGAAACUUGGGGCGUGUGCCUUGGUUAUUUUUGGCAUUUGUGUUGGCCUUCUGAGUUUAGUUCUGAUAAUUUACAAUUGGAUUGAUCAGUAGCAGCCUAUUGACACUGUCUGAACUGAGCUUCAGGAGGACAGCAAGAACCAGAGACGUGGCAACACUACUGCAGUGAAGGCUGGACAUCCUAAAGAAACACUGACCAAAGCUGCCUGUGGAAGAAAUAAUGCUCUUUUCAACUACAUUUGUGAUGGUCCUGCUUUAAUCUGCAAUCACUCUCUUCAGUUGCUGGACAAUUAAUUAGUUUUUGCCGUUCUGAAAGACUGGUUUUUAAUGAUGUAACAGUGACAGGUGAAAAGGUCUCUUGAGAAUUUCUGCGGUGCAAAAAUGGUUAUGGGGCAGAUACUGAACAAAAGUAGAACUUUGGAAUAACUCCCCCUUUAAAGACAACGAGGUGAACAGAUGUUAUAUCAGUCAUUAUGUGCAUAUCAUGAUACUUCCAGUUAGGAUAAUGCACGUUAUCCUAAACUGUGCAAGACCUCCAUUGCUUGAAUAAUUUCCAAUAUUUCAGCCAGUUCAUAGUAAGAACUUUCUGAUUCCGAGUGUUUACCUUAAUUUAUCCUAAGAUGGAUCCAGAAACCACCUGCCUUAGCCCAGUUUAAUGGGCACGUCAUGAUAAUAUUUGUUAAUUGCUUUUUGAAAUAUAGUUUUUGUGUGUCAGCACACUUAAAUCAUUCUGUUGCAAUUGUUAAAUUAGCAGGCUUUACCCAUCAAGCAUAAUAGCUUUUAGUAGCAUUAGGAAGUAUUUUCAUUUUUCAGUUAGUAAUAGACAUUUUUCAAUUAGUAUCUGCUUUUGAAUACUACUCAGUAUACCUCAGUAUUUCUCCCAGUAAAAGACUUUCUUCUUUUUCUCUCUUAUUCCCAUUUUCACAAGUGUUACAGGUUUGAACUAGAGUGUUUCCAUGUUUUAUGUCCUGUUGUGCGUCAGAGAAGGUUUGGGCUUGAAAGGUGAAAAUCUGUCUCUGUUGAAGACAAAGGGAAAUUUUACAUUUGUGGGACUUUACCUCAGAUCUCUAUAAACUUCCAUGUAGUCCUUUAUAAUUCCUUUUUUUCCCCCUAAAUGCAACGUGAAUGCAAUUUUCAACACCAGCUGGGCUUUGUUGAAUACAGUAUUGAGUGCCCCCCAAAAAAGUCCUCCUGUUGGUAGAAUGGGAGCAGUGGCUGGUAUCCUGGUAAGGUUUUUAACAUUUGUUUCUGUCAGGUGGCAUCUCAUGGCUCUAAAGUGGCCUAAUUUCUUCAGGGCCUUCCUGCCCUAAGGAAGCAAAGCCUGAUUAAAUGUGCUUGAUCCUCACCUGUCUAAUAGGGAGGAACAACAAAGAGUAGAGUUGGAAUCACUUUCUCUAUUCCCGAGCCUGAAAACCAGGAUUUCUCAUGCCAACAGAUCACUUGACUUUCUUGGGAUCCAUAAGAUACUUUUCAUUUUUGAUGGAUGGCCUGAAAGCACCCGGGUGGUGCAGCUUGGUACUGCCUCAGGAAUCCUUUUUGCUUGGAAAUAUCCUUCUACUUAGGGGUUUAAUAUAGAAACAGACAUGUGUGGUGAGGCCUGGGAACUAACUCAGAAGUUUUGGUAGGUUACCAAAGAAAAGAAUCCCUGGAAAAUAUACUGCAGUUAUUUUUAUAAUAAAGUUUCUAGCAGAGGUUUUAUGAUUCCAGGUGAACCAUCUAGUUUGGCAGUACCAGAAACAGCAUGUCCCUUCUUGGCCAGGAGUUUCCAACUCGUUCUGUGGCACUGGCAGUGGCUCCUGUCAGCUUGUUUAACCAGCAGAAAACCAACAUGACUGAGAGGUGUGACAUAUUAUCUGCCAAAAAAAAUUAAUUUCACUUUAUUGUUGUAGUUCUCCCGACUUGUUUAACUCUUGAUAACCAGGUGUAGCUGCCCUCUCAUAGCUGUGUCUCAUGGGCUUCAUUGCACUACAGGGAUUCAGACACUCAGGGAAUCUCUGGCAGUACUGUAAAAAGCUAAAUAUGUACCUUACAAAAGUGUGCCUUCAGCAAGCAAUGACAGCUGUACAUCAGCAAGUGAUUUUCUGUGUGACUGAACCAAAACUUCAUAGGAAAACAGAAGACCUUACAUUGAUGAGAAUGAACUCAGGGAUUUUUGUCAGACACUAGAAUUUAGGUAGUGUAUUUAUUAAAAUUUUUAUGGAAAUUCUUUCUCAUUUAUUAUCUGCUCUUGUAGAUACUGUAGAGUGUACCUGUAGGACAUCACUACAGUCACUUUAUUUUAAACUAACCAGCAAGGCUUAACUCUGAAUACUUAGAUGAUCUGUGAGGGGACAGGAAGUUGGCAAAGCUUUACUAACCUUUUGCUCUUUCCUCGUCCCCCUGAAAAAACUGAGUCUUGGCCAUGCUCUGUUGCCCCCAGGCAGUUGGGUUUGUGUGCAUCCUCUUAAAAAUGUGACUGAGAAAAUACCUGAAAUGCAGUGUUAAUUUUACAGUGGAUUCCUGUCAGGCUGCAGAAAUCACUACAGUAUUGUUUUUAAUCCCUGGGUAUUAUCCUAACUAGCCUGGCUAUCCACUGACUGUCCUGGUAGGUAGACUUUGGAAUGAUGAAUGCCAGUGUAUGAAGUUAAUACUUGGUGAGGAUGAAUGGAAGCAAUUCACAGCUCUGCUGAGCUCUAUUAUUACAUUUUGGCUGUGGUGCAGAAGGGAUAGCACAGGGGGUUACAGGAUGUCUGUUACCCUUCAUCUGAAAAAAGAGUUAGAAAUGCUGCUACUUCUAAGUUUCUAUAAUGCUUAAAAUAUGGAGGGAGGGAGAGGGGCAGAAAGAAAAGGAACUUCUGUUGCCAAAUGUAGGAGUAGGUAUGAGCGUUGUCCACAAUGAAAAAGCAGAGUAAGAGCACUAUUUUCAUCUUCCACAUCUCCCAUGGCCAUUCUGUGCCCUGUGUGUGUGUUUUGCUACAACUGAGUACUUGCAUGAAUUUUUUUGAGGAAAACAGGCCUCCAAUCUGGAACUCUCUGCUCACUCAAAUGCUGAGAAAUAUUUUCUUCUUUAUUCUUGUGUCUGGAUUUUUUUUUUGCUUCCAAAUUUCCAGAUUUAUAAAUUUCAGUGAUUCUGCUUUAUUACAUGUCAUUGGCAUUUUCUAACCUUUUCUGAAGACUGGACAGGAAUGGAUGAAAGGGACCCGCAGCAUUUGUGAACUCCCUUGGCAAGAUUCCCUUUCCCCAGCUGAGCAGGAAGAACAAUGUAAGAGAUGAAAAUUCAUUGGUUGCCUUUGAUUUAUUUUCUCUGUUUCUCCUGUUUCCAUCCCUUCUCCAUUUGAAGGCUGCUCAGAUUUCAGCUGGGCUGUGGCAAGCUGGGUGUGGAGAGUAUCUUUUGUAACCAACAUGGCAGGAAGGAGGCUGACAAACAACAGCCCUCAAAACUGGGCUUUGCAUUGUGGCAAAUGCUCAUCUUUUAUUCCCAUAUUUCUAAGCAGUUUGGAUCUUAAUAUAUUGAUUUCUGUGGCAGGAGUUUGUUUGAAAUUGUAUAGUGAAAAUUGAGACACAGUCAAACUGUCCUGUCCUCUUCUCUUUAGACCAGGGUUAGUGACCUCUGUGGAUAUUUUGCCAAUAUGGCCCAGCUCAUUUUAAAUGAAUUCCUGAAAUUAAUUUUGAGGAUUGUUUGUGAAGAAUAUGAAGCACUUUCAUUAGCAUCAGGUUACACUGGUAUUACUAUAAAAAACAGAGAUAGACAUAUUUAUCAGUGGAUAACUUAAAAUACUUCGAGAUUAGUCGACUUGUUUCCAAAUGUCCCUACUUAAGGAGAUGGAAAUUUAUAUUUCUGUAGUGGGCUUCCUAAUGUGCUCUUCUGAUUAAAGACUGAAGUUCACAUCAGUCCAGGAGCUCGAGUAACAUUGAUUGUUGUAGAACUCCUUUCCCAGUUAGAUUUAUUUUAACACUUUACCUGAGAUUGUUGGUUUACAAUUGACUUUCAUGUUGAAAGCAAUCACUGUAUUUUCUCUGCCUUCAGAGAAACCUUUGGAUAUGUUUACUGCUACUGCCAGUGGGAGAGAAUUUUCAGUAUUAUAAAAGCACUGCCUAAUUUCUGCAGUUUGUUCUGGUGGUUUUGGUAUUUGCAUUUCAGUUGUGAUCAUCCAGGCACGCUUCAUGUGGAAAUGGAAUUCUCGAAAGAAAUUCAUGUAAUGAUCUGUGUGUAAAAAUUGCCCAGCUCAUGUCAAACCACACUCUGUGUGGUACAACAGAUUUUCCUUUUUGAGUUCUCCUUGCCUCAGGUUCGCUGCAGGACAGCCGAGGCGUGUCCCCAGAAAAGCCAAACAGAAAAUAAAGAACAGUACUUGUGUAA
Molecule: messenger RNA, 5513 nt
Organism: Manacus vitellinus (golden-collared manakin)
Lineage: Eukaryota; Metazoa; Chordata; Aves; Passeriformes; Pipridae
Gene: SLC38A6
Product: solute carrier family 38 member 6
Exons: 15
Coding region: 59-1267 (402 amino acids)
Biological process (GO): amino acid transmembrane transport; L-glutamine transport
Molecular function (GO): L-glutamine transmembrane transporter activity
Source: RefSeq, a predicted model, not a curated record